UGUUGCUCUCACUCAGAGCCGGUGGCUGUGGCAGCGCGUGCAUGGCGAGGCCACGGAUAUAAGCGCGCACUCAGCUCAGCUUCGCUUUGCGUGCUUUCUUUCUUUCUUUCAUUUUCUUUCUUCCUCCCUUUGUUUCUCCUCCCUCGUAUUCCAGCUCACACGAUCCCAGCGAAUCCUGCACCAUGCCCGUGACCGUCACCAUCACCGCGCUCGGCCGCCUGUGGACUCUAUUCUGCCUCCGCGCGUGCUUUUACGCGAGCGCCGGAUUAGCGCAGAGCGCCAGAGAGGUGAUGCUACUGGACUCGAAGGCACAGCAGACAGAGAUGGAGUGGGUAGCGUCUCCUCCGAACGGGUGGGAAGAGAUCAGCGGUUUGGAUGAGAACUUCAUCCCCAUCCGCACGUACCAGGUGUGCCAGGUGAUGGAACCGAAUCAAAACAAUUGGCUUCGGACUAACUGGAUUGAAAAGGGGGACGCUCAGAGGAUUUUUGUGGAGCUGAAAUUCACGCUGCGGGACUGUAACAGUCUUCCCGGCGUGGUGGGAACGUGCAAGGAAACGUUCAACUUGUACUACCAGGAGACGGAUGCCGAGAUGGGCAGGAAUAUCCGGGAGAGCCAGUAUGUGAAAAUAGACACCAUCGCGGCGGACGAGAGCUUCACGCAGGGCGAUCUGGGCGAGAGGAAAAUGAAGCUGAACACGGAGGUGCGUAUCAUCGGUCCGCUCUCGCGCAGAGGCUUCUACUUGGCCUUCCAGGAUGUCGGGGCGUGCAUUGCUCUCGUCUCGAUCAGAGUUUACUACAAGAAGUGCUGGUCCAUCAUCGAGAACCUGGCCACGUUCCCAGACACAGUGACGGGAUCGGAGUUUUCCUCGCUCGUCGAGGUUGAGGGAACGUGCGUCGGCGACGCCGAGGAGGAGGCCGACAACUCUCCCAAGAUGCACUGCAGCGCCGAGGGCGAGUGGCUCGUACCGAUCGGGAAAUGUAUCUGCAAGGCCGGAUUUCAUCAGAAAGGGGACUCGUGCGAACCCUGUGGUCGUGGCUUCUUCAAGUCCUCGUCGCAGGACCUGCAGUGUUCGCGCUGUCCUGCUCACAGCUAUAACGACAGAGAGGGCUCGUGGAGGUGUGAUUGUGAGGAUGGAUAUUACCGUGCUCUUUCAGAUCAUCCCUCCAUCGCCUGCACAAGACCUCCAUCAGCUCCUCAGAACCUGGUCUACAACAUCAACCAGACCACCGUGACCCUGGAGUGGAACCCUCCGGCCGACUCAGGAGGCCGCAACGAUCUCACCUACCGGAUCGUAUGCAGGAGGUGCAGCUGGGAACCGGAGGAGUGCGUGCCAUGUGGAGGGAACGUGGCGUACAUGCCGCAGCAGAGCGGCCUCACGGAAACCUACAUCACCAUCAGCGAUCUUCUUCCCCACGCCAACUACACCUUUGAGGUGGAAGCCGUGAACGGAGUCUCGGACAUGAGUCGGACACAGAGGCUCUUCGCCGCCGUCAGCAUCGCCACCAGUCAGGCUGCUCCAUCUCAGGUCAGUGAGGUAAUAAAGGAGCGUGUGCAGGAGCACAGCAUCCAGCUCUCCUGGCAGGAACCCGAGCAGCCAAAUGGAGUCAUCACUGAAUAUGAGAUCAAGUACUAUGAGAAGGACCAGAAGGAUCGGAUCUACUCCACGGUCAAGUCCAAGUCCACCUCGGCUACGGUGAACAACCUGAAGCCCAGCACGGCGUACGUGUUCCAGAUCAGAGCCUUCACCUCGGCCGGGUACGGCAUGUUCGGGCCUAGGCUAGAGGUCACCACCAAGGACGAGUCUUCAGGAGCUGCCACGAUCGUGUCGAGCGAGCAGAACCCGGUCAUCAUCAUCGCCGUGGUAGCGGUGGCCGGCACCAUCAUUUUGGUGUUCAUGGUGUUCGGCUUCAUCAUCGGGAGAAGGUACGCUCUCGCGGCCCCCGUUGACUCGCCGCUCCUGCAUUGUGGCUACAGUAAAGCAGAUCAGGAAGGAGAUGAGGAGCUUUACUUCCAAUUUAAAUUUCCAGGCACCAAAACCUACAUUGACCCCGAAACCUAUGAAGACCCCAACAGGGCAGUGCACCAGUUUGCCAAGGAGCUGGACGCCUCAUGCAUCAAGAUUGAAAGGGUGAUUGGGGCAGGAGAGUUCGGUGAGGUGUGCAGCGGUCGCCUGAAGCUUCCUGGAAAGAGAGAUGUACCCGUGGCCAUCAAAACUCUCAAAGUGGGCUACACCGAGAAGCAAAGGCGGGACUUCCUGUGUGAGGCGAGCAUCAUGGGACAGUUCGAUCAUCCCAAUGUGGUCCAUCUCGAAGGCGUGGUCACCAGAGGGAAGCCGGUCAUGAUCGUCAUCGAGUACAUGGAGAACGGUGCUCUGGACGCCUUCCUCAGGAAGCAUGACGGACAGUUCACGGUGAUCCAGCUGGUGGGAAUGCUGCGGGGCAUCGCCGCUGGCAUGCGCUACCUCUCGGACAUGGGCUACGUGCACCGGGACCUAGCGGCGCGCAACAUCCUGGUCAACAGCAACCUCGUCUGUAAAGUGUCCGACUUCGGGCUGUCCAGAGUGAUCGACGAUGACCCCGAGGCCGUCUACACCACCACGGGCAGGAUGCAGGCUGUAAUGAGUGUGAUGUUUACUCCAGCCACUGACCCGCAUUUUACUGAACAGGGAGGGAAGAUCCCGGUACGAUGGACCGCCAUGGAAGCCAUCCAGUACCGCAAAUUCACAUCAGCUAGCGACGUGUGGAGUUACGGCAUUGUCAUGUGGGAGGUCAUGUCCUACGGUGAACGGCCAUACUGGGACAUGUCCAAUCAAGACGUCAUCAAGGCUAUUGAGGAGGGAUACCGUCUCCCAGCACCCAUGGACUGUCCUCCAGGUCUCCACCAGCUCAUGUUGGACUGCUGGCAGAAGGAGCGAGCUGACCGACCCAAAUUCGAUCAAAUAGUCGCCAUUUUGGACAAAAUGAUCCGCAAUCCCAGCACAUUGAAAACACCAGUGGGAACAUGUACAAGACCCAUCAGUCCGCUGCUGGACCAGAGCCCACCAGACUUCAGCUCGUUCCGCUCGGUGGCCGAGUGGUUGGAAGCCAUUAAAAUGGAGAGAUACAAAGACAACUUUACAGCAGCGGGCUACAGCUCAAUCGAGUCUGUGGCGAGGAUGACCAUCGAGGACGUGAUGGGUUUGGGAAUCUCACUGGUGGGUCAUCAGAAGAAGGUCAUGAGCAGUAUACAGACUAUGAGAGCUCAGAUGAUACACCUCCAUGGCUCAGGUGUCCAGGUGUGACGGACGCUCGCUCGGAGCAGGGCGGGGAUUUAGAAGAUUAGCGCGGGCGGAUCACCGCGGAACAAAAGAAAUAACGCUACUAAAAUCCCACACGACGUCUCUCUCCGAACACUGUCUCUUCCAGAAGCUGUGGAGACGAGGACUUGUUUCUUCAUUCUCUGGUGAAAGAUUUGAAGUGAAGGGACCGAAUCAGUGAAGGUGUGAAAUGAGAGAAAACUACCUGGAAACACUCAGUGGAGAGACGGAGCAUUUUCUAGCAAUCUGAAGCUUUUUAACCUUUUUUUCUUCCUCUGCUCAUCGUUGGUAUCGACUUCACUAGAAUAUGAAUAUUUUUUACAAAGAUGAAUGAAUUAAUAAUGCACAAAGUAAUCCAAUAUUCCCCCGAGACUCCCCCAGCGUGGACUUUAACCACAUUAACCGGCGCUGGUUCUCGCAGUUCCUUUUGACAGUUUUUGCCUUAUUGGAUUUUUAAGUGUGGAUUUUGACAACAGGGUAAAAAGUUGCCGCUGUAGGCAGCAGGGGCAGAAGCAGGACUUCGGUGCGUUGGACGUAACCUCGGCUUCUUCCCUCACAGCGAGUCGGAAACCUCGCGGUGUUUUUUGAUUCGUACGACUCCUCCGCAUUUGCAAUCUCUCGGGAGUAUUCCUUGCGAGCGCGCUUCGACGUGCCCGGCCUACAGAUGGCCGAGUUUUAUGAAGCGGCUGAAAGUUAAGAACUUCAAGAACCACUUCCUGACUACAUGCUCUACAGUUCCACUCUUAUUAUUUCAUUUCAUUUUAUUAAUUAUUUCUUGUUCAACGCUUGAACGCAUCGUAUUUUAUUUCCCCAUUCUCCUGCCUCCUUUUAUUUUCUCAUUAUUUUUUCAUGAGGUGUUCACGUACACAGCACUAUAGAAGACAGUAUUUAAUAUAAAAAACACUUCGAUUUAAAGGUAAUUGUUUGGCUUGCGUUCUUUUUUUUUUUUUUUUUUUUGCAGACGUUGCGUACGGUUUGUCUUUCUGCAGUCCAGUCAGUUCUCCGUUAAACUGAUGUUACAACCUUAGAGCUGAAUGUGGACCUGAGCUUGAUGAAUAUUUCUCAGUGUUUUUGUGUUUGGAACAUGCUUGUUUUCACUCAGUCGUGGGAACUUGACAAAGUGGAUGUAAACAGAAGGUCAUAUAUAUAUAUAUAUAUAUAUAUAUAUAUAUAUAUAUAUAUAUAUAUAUAUAUAUAUACAACUAUGAAUAUGUAUAUGAGUCUGGAAAAGAUGGAUAAAUCAGAGCAAUAAUUACCGAGAUGGUUCUUCUUCAUGAAUUUAAGGUGCUAUGUAGAUUUUUACCGUUUGGGUUUGUCAGCAGAACCUCGCCGCAGAAGUGAAACAUCGGCUUAGAGAGAACGAUUUCUAUAUGGGUUUCCUCUGGCCAGUGAGGUCAUCAAAGAACCACAAGAAUGUACUUCUGCGCAUUCGUGUGUGCGUGUGCGUGUGUGUGUGUGUGUGUGUGUGUGUGUGUGAGUCUUCCUUCUUAAUUCGAGACCUCGGAGGAAUUUUCAUUAUUAUACUUGCGGUUAAAGCCAGUUCCUCAGUACCAUCACGCUCGGGUCAGUGUUGGGAUCAGGCCCAGGAUCGGCCACAGACGCCCCGGGGGUUCAUGUGGGGGUUUUUGCAUUCACUUUAAGUUCUAUUGGAUUUUAUGGCUGCUCUAAAAUUACACAGCAAAAUAACAGUACUAAAAGGGUUAUAAACCUGCAGAAUGGGUUUUUGAUAGUUUUAGCACACACACACACACACACACACACACACACACACACACACACACACACAUAAAUGAUUAAGUAAAUAAAAUGUAAAACACUUGCAGUGAUUAGUUCACAUGUUUAAGAAAGUCAUUACUAACCUCACAUUGUGUGCUGGUAUGAAAGCCCUGACCCCAGGAGGUGUGUGUGUGUGUGUGUGGAUCUUGGAUGAGAUGAUGCCCAUAUCUCCGCUCCAUUGCGCUCGCCUCGGCACUGGAUCAGCUCCAGCGCUUUUUUCUCUCCUGAAUCGAAUGCGAGUAGAAAGCCUGUGGGUCAGCACAAAGCGCUCUGGCUCUCAUGCAAGCGGCGGAUUUUCGCCUCACAAAUUGUAAACACUUGCAUCAUUUCCUUCCUCUCAUCCCUCCCUCUCUCUCUCUUUUCCUCAUCCCUCUCUCUCAGCCCUCUCCAGCCUUUAGGGACAGCCAAUUUGAGAUUAACGCCAGGGUUCAAUCGAUCCUCAGUGGAGGCCGUCAUGACACUCCAAUGACAAACCUGCUGUACUGUUGAAAGCUUGACGGUGAGACCCCGGGGCCCGAGCCGUCAGCGGGGUCCGGUGUGUCGUCUUAGAAAAUAUCAACGCAAUGCAUUUGAAUCGCCCAGAUCUUUUUUUUUUUUUGGAAGAUUCCAAAGACGUCAGCACUGUUGAUUGUGUCGGGUUGGAGGGAAACUUUGUAUAUGAACUGAUUGUAAAACUUGUACAUGUUUUUAUUUAUAUUGUUUUCUCUUUCUUUUUUUUUUCCUUUUUUUUUUUUUAAACACACCUUUUCCUCCGUAGUGAGUUCAUUGAAAAUGCACUAUAUUUUUCUAUACCGCUUGCAGAUGUUUUAGUUCCCGGAUGUACAUAAUUUCUCAUGUAGGACCAAAGAUGGCCAAUAAGUUUCCAUUUAUUUGGGUUGUUUUUAUUUCCUGUCUUUUAGGUUCCAGUGUACAGUAAAACAAAUUGUCUGUUUUAUUACAGUUUAUUAUUUAUUUUCUUCCCAGCGAUGGCAGGAUGGAGAGUUCACAUCUUUGGUUUGAAAAGGAAUAUUUUCCCCCGAAUGCAGAUCUGUAAAAUCGUUACCUAGACUUUUGUUUUUUUUUGCUUUGUAACCUUUGUAAUAGACUGUACAUAUAUUUUUGGAAAUAUAAUACGAUCUCUAUAGAGAUGUCUCUAUCAGUUUGAAUUUGUUAUUGAGCCUCAGUGUUUUCUUCCAGGUUGAAAAGUUGUCCUUAUUAAACAUUAUUUUCAUAUCGGU
Silurus meridionalis is the source of this 6289-nucleotide messenger RNA. RefSeq names its product eph receptor A7 (gene epha7). The transcript has 17 exons. Gene Ontology annotation, cellular component: plasma membrane; neuron projection. Gene Ontology annotation, biological process: axon guidance; protein phosphorylation; cell surface receptor protein tyrosine kinase signaling pathway. The record is from RefSeq and is a predicted model, not a curated record. Gene Ontology annotation, molecular function: transmembrane-ephrin receptor activity; protein binding; ATP binding. Bases 183 to 3281 code for a protein of 1032 amino acids. Lineage: Eukaryota; Metazoa; Chordata; Actinopteri; Siluriformes; Siluridae.